AUGGAUUUAAUGUUGAGUAAUCUCAUCUUCGACUGCCCCGAACAGGUUAUAAAGCGUCAUACUGAGCAGCCCACAAAAUGUCAUAGCAAGAAUGAAGAAAUUCCUAUGCAAUUUAGUCAAGUGCAACAGACUAAAGCCGUUGUAGCUCGAAAACGUGGUAAUAUUGCAAAAGAAAUCAAGAGCUUAGCCGCUACAGUGGCUGACAAAACGCCUUCCAGACACAUCCAUCAACCCACAAAUCAAUCCUCAAGUGUCGAAGUCCACAAAGAUGUAGGUGUUGGGGAAAACAUAGAAGAUAUACGUUACAACAAAGCUAGCAUCGGAACUGCAGUUGUUAAACCAAUUGAGCUUCUAAAGAAAACACCUUCUAAAAUUGUACUCCCGCUAAUUCGACCAAUUGAAGAAAAGUUGUUCAGUAAUCAGUCGAUUGAAUCGCUUGAAAUUCAUCCACACUCUAAGAAAAACAUUGCUGAUUUGUUGCACUUUACACUGCUUACAAUGGUGCAAAACAAAGCAAUACCUGUGUUGCUCAAAGGAUGUGAUGCACUAAUUCGUGCUCAAACUGGUUCCGGAAAGACCCUCGCCUAUGCUUUGCCUCUAAUAGAAAGUUUACAUGUGAUUAGACCUCAAAUUAGCCGUUCCGAAGGUAUUAAGGCAGUAGUGAUUGUUCCAACGCGUGAGCUUGCUAUUCAAACGUACGAGUUGAUGCAAAAAUUACUUAAGCCAUUUAAUUGGAUUGUCGCUGGAUACUUAACUGGUGGUGAAAAACGUAAAACUGAGAAAGCAAGGCUUCGUGCAGGUUUGAAUAUUCUCAUCGCAACGCCUGGACGUUUCUGUGACCAUAUUCGUAAUACCCAAUCACUUAAACUCGCUAAUAUUCAGUGGCUGGUAUUAGACGAAGCAGACCGUUUGCUUGAAUUGGGGUACGAGAAAAAUGUAAAGGAAAUAAUUGACGCAAUUCAUGAUGGACAGAAAGACAAACAUGUAAAUCCACACAAUAAGUUACAAACUGUACUGCUAUCUGCUACCUUAACCUCAUCGGUAAAGGAGCUAGCCGGAUUGACAUUGAACGAUCCCGUAUUUAUUGAAACCAGUGAGGUCUCGUUAUCUGAAACUUCUUCUACCAAUGAUAAGACACGAUGCGAAGAUCAGCUGCUUAACGUUACAGAAUAUGUGUCUAUGCCUGGUACAGUGCAGCAAAGAUAUCUAAUUGUUCCUCCUAAAUUGCGUCUUGUAGCAUUAAGCGCAAUUAUUGUGAACGAACAACGAAUGAAGCCUUCAAAAUUACUUGUGUUCAUGGCAACACAGGAUCUGGUCGAUUUCCAUUAUGAUGUUAUGAUCGAAGUACUCACAUUGCAAAAAUUUGGAACAAACAAUACAAAUAAUUACGGUGAUAUUGAGAAGGGUCUAUGCAUUGAAGCUGAUAGUAAACAAGAUUCGGACAACAACGCCUUGCUGCCUGGAUUAAAGUUCUACAAGCUUCACGGUCGUAUGACACAGGUUGAACGAAGCUCAGUUUUUCAAGCAUUCCGGAAGGCAACUGCAGCGGUUCUAAUUUGUACUGAUGUGGCUGCACGUGGCAUCGACAUUCCUUUCGUUGAUCUAGUUGUACAGUAUCAUGCUCCCCAAAUACUAGCUGAUUAUGUACACCGCGUAGGACGAACAGCGCGUGCAGGUGAACCCGGCAAAGCGGUACUUUUUAUUGAACCAUCUGAAAUUGAUUUCAUAAAGUAUCUCGCAAACAAGCAUAUCAGAAUAAAAGAACAACCAGCUACAGGUGUUAUUCGCAAUUUUGGGAGCAUGCUGGAUAGAAAUAUAAAAUACAUCUCCAAAUUGAAAGAGCUUUGGGCAGUUGAGCUCCAACAUCGUUACGAGCAAAUUAUAAAUGAAGAAAACGAAUUGUUCACUGGUGCUAAAAAAGCCUUCGUUUCAUGGAUAAAGUAUUACUCUAACUUUCCGAAAGAGUUAAGGAAUAUAUUUCAUUUAAAAUCUAUCAAUAUGGGUCAUUACGCAAAAAGUCUGGGUCUACGUGACGCCCCAAAACAUUUCAUGCAAAAUUAUACCGAGCAGAAACUAGAAGGCAAAGUUUUUAAACGAGAGGAGCAAAUUCGACGUAACGCAAAGCAGCUUAGCUUUUCAAAAGAUAAAAAAGCUAUGUUAUCUGCCAGAAACAAGGACAAUUUAAAAUCCCUGAAACAUGGUCAUGGCAUCAGUAUCAAACGGACAACAGCGAUCAGCUCCAACAAAAUUUUAGAUUAUACCAAACGAUCACGCAUAUUUAAUACUUCAGAGUUCGAAAGUGGAAUUGGUCCUGCGCGCAAAAAAGUCAAAAGUAGUUUAAACUAA
Anopheles maculipalpis is the source of this 2346-nucleotide messenger RNA. Its product is annotated as probable ATP-dependent RNA helicase CG8611. The transcript has 5 exons. Gene Ontology annotation, biological process: ribosome biogenesis. Lineage: Eukaryota; Metazoa; Arthropoda; Insecta; Diptera; Culicidae. Gene Ontology annotation, cellular component: nucleus. The record is from RefSeq and is a predicted model, not a curated record. Bases 1 to 2346 code for a protein of 781 amino acids. Gene Ontology annotation, molecular function: ATP binding; nucleic acid binding.